CCGCUGUGGUGCGCGUGCGCCAGCCGGGGCGGAGCCACGUUAUGGAGCGCGUGGUGCCGAGGUGACCCGGAAGCGGAAAGGUCUCGGUGGGGCUGCGGUGAGGAGCCGGCCGGUGGCGGGGCCGCGCCGCGCUGCGCCGCCCCGGGGAGGUGCCGUGGGGCCGGGCCGGGCCGGGCCGGGCCGUGGGGGCGCCCCGCCGGCGGGGCAGCGGGAGCCGGGCGGGCGAGUACCUUCCUUGAUCCCAUUAUGAAAAAAUGUUUAGAAAAGGAAAAAAACGACACAGCAGCAGCAGCUCACAAAGCAGCGAAAUCAGUACUAAAAGCAAGUCUGUAGAUUCCAGUCUUGGGGGACUUUCCAGGUCUAGUACUGUGGCUAGUUUAGAUACAGACUCCACAAAAAGUUCAGGACAAAGCAAUAGUAAUUCUGAUACAUGUGCAGAAUUCAGAGUUAAAUAUGUUGGUGCCAUUGAAAAAUUGAAAUAUAAUGAGAGCAAAAAUCUAGAAGGGCCAUUGGACUUGAUAAAUUACAUAGAUGUUGCACAGCAAGAUGGAAAGUUACCUUUUGUUCCAGGUGAAGAGGAGUUUAUUAUGGGAGUUUCCAAAUACGGCAUUAAAGUUUCAACAUCUGAUCAAUAUGAUGUGUUACAUAGGCAUGCUCUUUAUUUAAUUGUACGGAUGGUCUGCUAUGAUGAUGGUCUGGGCGCAGGAAAAAGUUUACUGGCUUUGAAGACAACAGAUGCAGCCUCUGAAGAAUGCAGCCUCUGGGUAUAUCAGUGCAAUAGUUUGGAACAAGCACAAGCGAUUUGCAAAGUGUUAUCUACAGCCUUUGAUUCAGUUCUAAUGUCAGAGAAGUCCUGAUUUUCUUCAGCAGCAUGUGAUUGUGUAGUACAAGAGGCCUUUGUGCGUGUGAGGAGGAAAAUGGGGCUCCUUUGUGAUAUUGCAGACUGGCCACUUAAGCGCACACAAACUCAGAAAACACUUACUGUGCUAAAAAGAGCCAUGCAACCCUGUACAUGGUACUUUGUCAUUCCCCAAACAUGACUUGAAGAAAUCAUUCCACCUUCAGUUUCCAGGACAACACGGAGUUUUAUAUUUAACCUGGAUGUUUUUUCCUAAAUCAUUAUUUUGUAUAUUAAUGUCAAUAUUGUAGAAAUGUAAAAUAAAACUGACACUUGCUUCUAA
Molecule: messenger RNA, 1181 nt
Organism: Dromaius novaehollandiae (emu)
Lineage: Eukaryota; Metazoa; Chordata; Aves; Casuariiformes; Dromaiidae
Gene: ITGB1BP1
Product: integrin subunit beta 1 binding protein 1
Exons: 7
Coding region: 255-857 (200 amino acids)
Biological process (GO): negative regulation of focal adhesion assembly; negative regulation of substrate adhesion-dependent cell spreading
Cellular component (GO): ruffle; cytoskeleton; cell periphery
Molecular function (GO): integrin binding
Source: RefSeq, a predicted model, not a curated record